GUUGAUUCGGAAGCGCUGUUGUAGCAGUUUCCUCAAAACUAGCUAUACAGCUAAACACCUACGUUAGUACAGUGUAAACUUUGUCUCGUGGAGCAGUGGUGUACACGUUCACACUUCGGGAUAAGCCUUUCAUACGGUUAUGACUUGACUGUGGUGUCGGCGGCGACCGACCUCAAAACCUUUUUGUUUUUUAAAAAGGCUCCGCAUCACUUAAAUCAAGAAUCCGGACUGAGCAGGAUGCUAGCAUGUAUCGUUAGCAAACUGCUGCAGGGAAUUAGCUGGUUAGCUUCCACAUCCAGUCAACUAUUAUGAGGCUGAAGCUUCCCUCUUAUUGCUCUCACUUAGGUUAAAUACUGACAGCGCAAUGAACACCGAGGCGAUAGUGAUCCGAAUAAAAACGCCGACAGGAGACAUGGACUCGUCCGUGGACUGUCCGUCUCUUCUGAACUUCAAUGACUUGCUCGUCGCAAUCAGAGAUGUCAUGCCUGAAGCCACUGUCACGGCCUUUGAAUACGAAGAUGAGGUGGGAGACAGAAUCACAGUAAGAAGUGAUGAAGAACUCAAAGCCAUGUUGUCAUAUUACUGCAACACAAUGAAUGAACAACGCAUGAAUGGACUGCUGCCGGACCCUCUGCAGAUUUUUCCAAGAGCCGGCAAGACUCCAGGGAUCCGGAACAUACAUGGCCUGAAGGUUAAUACAAGGCCUAAUCCAGCAAAUGACUGCAGUCACGCUGUCCCAGACUCUAUAGCUAACAACAGCUUAAAAAAGUCAUCUGCAGAGCUGAAGAGGAUCUUGACAAAUGGCCAGAUAAAUGCCCAAGAUAUCCACUAUCAGGAGCAACUUGGCCAUGGAAAUGGAGGCACAGUUUACAAAGCGUACCACGUUCACGGCAAACGGGUUUUAGCUGUCAAGGUCAUUCCCCUGGAUAUCACGGUGGAGUUACAGAAGCAAAUCAUGUCAGAAUUAGAAAUUCUCUACAAGUGUGAUUCUCCCUACAUCAUCACUUUCUUCAGUGCCUUUUUUGUAGAGAACAGGAUAUCAAUAUGCACAGAAUUUAUGGACGGUGGCUCAUUGGACGUCUACAAAAGAAUUCCAGAGCACGUGCUUGGAAGGAUUGCUGUGGCGGUAGUCAAAGGCCUGACGUAUCUGUGGAGCCUGAAGAUACUUCACAGAGAUGUCAAGCCUUCCAAUAUGCUGGUGAACACCCGAGGACGAGUCAAGCUCUGUGACUUUGGUGUCAGCACACAGCUGGUGAAUUCCAUCGCCAAAACAUACGUGGGAACUAAUGCAUACAUGGCGCCGGAAAGGAUAUCAGGAGAACAGUAUGGGAUUCAUGCAGAUGUCUGGAGUGCGGGCAUCUCUUUCAUGGAGCUGGCGCUUGGCAUGUUCCCGUAUCCACAGAUUCAGAAAAACCAAGGAUCUUUAAUGCCUCUCCAGUUACUGCAAUGCAUUGUUGAUGAGGAUCCUCCAGUUCUUCCUGUCAGCCAGUUUAGCGAAAAGUUUGUUCACUUCAUCACUCAAUGCAUGAGGCGGAACCCCAAGGAGCGACCUGCACCCAAUAACCUCAUGGAUCAUCCCUUCAUCGUACAGUAUAACGAUGGAAAUGCGGAGGUGGUGUCGAUGUGGGUGUGCCGCUGUCUGGAGGAGAGGCGAGCUCAGCUGGCUCAGGGACGCAUGUGACUUCUUCCUGUCGGCAAACUGUGGUGGACCCGAACGUUUGAUCCCAAACACACAUCAAAGGAUUCAGGGUCAAAUACGUCCACGCGCACUGGACAAGUACCUUAUUAUGAAUGGACCGAAAUCACUAGAUGUUACUUUAUCUGAACGAUUCUUGAUGUAACAGACACCCAGGAGCGCGCUCGCGUCCUUUAAACUGAAUAUUAAUCUCUGCAUCGACGGGUCUGCACCUGGAGAUCCUUUCCAUUUCAAGGGAAUCCCAAAAAGCAGUGACCAUUAAAGUCGGCUGAUUUUAAAGCAUCAGAGACGAAAAGAAACUUCAAAGCACAAGACUCGGGCGCGGGCAGAGUUACGCUCUGCGUCGAUGAUGGCAUCCCAAAUAGCCGUCUUGUGCUUUACUGUUGACAGCCCUCCCAUGAAUGUUAAGGUUUUUUGCCUGUGAGUAACUACCCAUCUGUGUGCCUAUUUUUCCAGUGCUAUAAUUUCUUACCUCAGCAAACUUGAUUUGUGACUGCAAUAUCAAGACACCCCACCCCUACCCCCGAAAAUGUACUUACUUUUAGCUCCUGGAGUUGAACAUCUGCAUAGAGUUUUUCCUGAACUGGUGAGGCUGAGUGUUAUCUGCUAUAUUCUAGAAGCCAUUAAGACUGAAGGAAAAUGCAGCUAAAAGCAUAAUCUCCCCUUAUAAAGCACCACUGUUUAAAAUGCUCUUUUAGUCACAUUGUGACCACUAAGUUACUUUAGAAUAAAAUGUCAUGUAUUAUUCAGAAUUAGACAUUUCACUGGGUUGCCUAAGAGAUCGCUUUAUUUUGCUGUAAAGGGAAAAUGUUAAUGCAGUGUACUUGACACCAAAGACGAUAUAGACGGUGAAUUAUAUUGAUUUUUCGUGAAUGAGGCAAAUGUAAGAGGCCGAGUGACUAAAAUGAAUUGUUUCAGAAAGGUUUUUAUGAAAUGUGUAAUGCUUAAGUGCAAUUAACCUGCAUUGCUUCCCCGUAUUCACAGUGAACGUAGCUUACAGUGGCGCGACCUGCACAGCGUGUGAAUCGAUGGAAACGAAUGCAAUGGGGAAAAAACAAGCAAAACAUGAGCCAGCGGUUAAUUUUUUUAUCAGUUCAACGCGGUUUCAUCCUUUAAGUUGUAAAUCAACAACCUUUAUGAAUGAUCAGAAACUGAAAGUACAUGUUUACUGAAGCGUCACAGAUGGGUAAUCGUGUUGUUCUUAAUGUGGGAAAUGCUGAAGGUUGCUGUGUUAUUUAGUUUUGAUCUGUUUGCCCUUCAUGUCAAAAAUGGACAAACAAUUAGCGACCGCAAAGCUCCGAACAAGCUGCUUACCUGUGCGUGGCAUUCACGAAUCCUCCUUUUUAUUUCAGCACCCACGUUAGAGCAGCUGCACAGCCUGCAUGAGACCUGCGUCUGAUUGAACCUCCUCGUGUAACAAAAUUAGGCUAAUACUGCUCUUUCUCACUCAUGGUGUUUGUGUCCACAGCACAAACGCUGUGGACAUGCACAGUUUAAGGUUUGAGUCCAUCAUGUGGAGAUAAGAGUAGGUGAGGUCAAUCACAACAAGUCCAAGUACAACAGGUUUUUAAACCCAUGUGACUGAUGAUUUUGUAAGUUUGGUGAAAAUGUGCAGAAAUCCAUACUGGUGCAUUUAAACUACAAUUUAAUUAAUAUUCAUAUUUGAGUAUUUCUCACACACAAAAAGAAUGAAAAAGCUAGAGAUGGCACGAUACCACUUUUUUAUGUCCGAUAUCUGUCGAUACCGAUAUAAAUCCGAUAUAGCAUAUUUUAUAAUCAAUAAAACUUUUUUUUUUUAUAUCUUGCUGCAUUUUAAGUUAA
Pundamilia nyererei is the source of this 3517-nucleotide messenger RNA. RefSeq names its product mitogen-activated protein kinase kinase 5 (gene map2k5). The coding region runs from base 365 to 1681 and encodes 438 amino acids. Gene Ontology annotation, biological process: protein phosphorylation. The transcript is spliced from 22 exons. Lineage: Eukaryota; Metazoa; Chordata; Actinopteri; Cichliformes; Cichlidae. Gene Ontology annotation, molecular function: protein binding; ATP binding; protein kinase activity. The record is from RefSeq and is a predicted model, not a curated record.